Molecule: messenger RNA, 960 nt
Organism: Amaranthus tricolor (Joseph's coat)
Lineage: Eukaryota; Viridiplantae; Streptophyta; Magnoliopsida; Caryophyllales; Amaranthaceae
Exons: 3
Coding region: 1-960 (319 amino acids)
Source: RefSeq, a predicted model, not a curated record
AUGGGAAAGGGCAAGAAAAUGGUAUUGAUUGGUGAGCCUUUUAGUCCAGUUGUGAAGCCCACUACUAUUCGUACUGUUUUGAGUCUUGAUGUUACUCGAAAAUGGGCUACUCACCAAUUAGAUGUCAAGAAUGCUUUUUUUACAUGGAGACUUGCAAAAUACGGUGUAUAUGCAUCAAACGCUUCUAGGGCUUGGUAUCAUUGUUUUGCUACUUACCUUUUGUCUCUUGGUUUCAUGAAUAGUAAGAGUGAUUCUUCUCUAUUCAUCUUUCAUCGUGAUUCUGAAGUUGCAUAUUUACUCUUAUACGUUGAUGAUAUUAUUCUAACAUGUUCAUUUGAUACUCUACGGCAAAAGGUUAAUAAGCUUCUUAGCUCUGAAUUUGCUAUGAAAGAUCUUGGUUCUCUAUCGUAUUUUCUGGGCAUAGCUAUUACUCGUACUUUAGAUACCAUGUUCUUAUGUCAACAGAAAUAUGCUCGGGAAAUUCUUGCGAGAGCAGACAUGUCUUCUUGUAAGGCGACAUCUACUCCAGUUGAUGCUAAGUCUAAAUUAAGUGUUGUUAGUGGUAAACAUGUUACUGAUCCAACUAGUUAUAGACGUUUUGCUGGGGCUCUUCAAUACCUUACUAUCACUCGACCCGACUUAUCAUAUGCAGUCCAACAGAUUUGUCUCUUUAUGCAUGAUCCAAGGGAACAACAUUUCCAGGCUCUAAAAAAGAUCUUUCGAUAUAACAAGGGAACUUUAAGUUAUGGCCUUCAUUUUAUUUCUUCUCCUGCCUAUGGAUUGGUUUCUUAUUCUGAUGUAGAUUGGGGAGACAAUCUUAUUUCCUGGUCUUCUAAACGACAAGCUACUGUUUCUCGUUCAAGUGCUGAGGCCGAAUAUAGAGGUGUUGCUAAUGUUGUCGCUGAAGCUGCUUGGAUUAGAAAUUUGUUAUUGGAGCUUCAUUGUUCAUUACCUAAAUAA